AUGGCAAACGUCACUCCAAGUGUCGAGUACGCCGAUCGGGCCUGUAAUUCCUGCAGACAGCGCCGGGUCAAGUGUGACAAGAGACUUCCCGCCUGCCUGCGGUGUGAGAAGCUCGGCAGACCGUGCACUGGCUAUGACCUGGAACGCAAAUUCCUGGAUGAAGGUAUCAAGGUUCGAAGGAAGUAUGAUGGACAAUUUCAAUCCCCGGACUUCUCCAGGGUGGUGGUCUCGACUCCUCCCAGAGUCCCAGUAGCACCAGUGCCUGACCAACGAAUCAAUCUUCCGCCGAUACAGAACAUCCCGAGCAUUCCCCAGAUCAUUUCACCACCCAUCUCUUCCGCUCCUAACCUUCCAAGCAUACAAGCAGGUUCCGAUCGGACCUCGCUCGGCAACAUACAAUUUCCAGCGUUUGGAAUACUCAACCAGCAAAGCCCCGACUUCAAUCUAUUUCCUAACACCCCUCCGCCACCACCACCUGCGAUCAGCGCACCACCUCCAUCGGCUCCUCCGUCCAAUUUUCAAUUCGCAGGGGCGUCUCCGCAGCUGGCCGAAUAUGGCCAGUAUACUCACCAGGAGCACCCCACGGCCAAAUUACUACAUGGCAGGCCCCAGUAUGCGCCCUCAGAUUUGGAUUCUUCAGUUAGCGAGGACUAUUUCGAUCUUGACAUUGAAACCUACUAUGCGAAGGGCAAUAAUGCCUGCGGCUUCAUUCCCGGUCUACCCGUAAUUCUGACCGACAACAAUGUUCCUGAGUCUGACGAUGAUUUUUUGACGAGUGAUUUCGCCUCCAUCAGCGGCCGAUCAUCAGUCUAUGAUGGCUCGGAUGGUACUCGCACCAGUCGCCCAGAGUACAGUCAGAAGUACCUCCACGAAAAGACCACCGAAUUGGCCUGCCUGACACGACAUUUUGUGCAAUCAGUUUCACCAUCCAUGGAUCUUUUCGACCUCGACACGUACUUCAGUAGAAUCGUGCCUUUGAAAGCCGUCCAAAAUGUAAUGCUAAGAUCCGCGAUGGCCGCUGUUGCCGCGAACCAAAUCGGACAGAUGAUGGCCAAUCACUCACCUUUGGAAGAUCUGCAGCAUCUCCUGCCAUUUGUUGGAGAAGAUGGUGUUUUGCAGCACACCGAUUGGUUUUACAAGGCCGCCAACUACUAUGACCGUGGCAUAUCAUACCUGAGGAUUUUCCUGCAGCGUUGGUUGAGCGAUACGAAUAACGAGGGGUUUACCGGACAUGCCUCGAGGUACAAUGAUCCGAGAAGUCUGUCUGAACGGAACAAUAACGCCACGCUGAGCGUUUCUCCCCACAAGCGACGACGCAUAAGCAGAACGCAAUCAUCGGAUGGAGCAGAUAUGGAAGCUUUGGUGGCUGCAAUAUCCGUGUUCUCGCUUUAUGAAUCGCUCGACAACUUUGCCGAAGACUGGUCACAACAUCUCGAUGGGUUCAAAGCACUCCUGGAGAGCAAGAUCCUUCCACAAGCAGCACUUUCUGUCCCUCGCCCCCCCGCAAACCCUUUCAUAUCAAUGAAGGCCGGCCGAGCAGCUUUCUGGAACUUCGCUCGCGCAGAUUACCUCGCGGCUUACGUCAACCACUCAAAAACCCGAUUAGACCCCGACAAUUUGACCAUGUGGAAAGCAGCAGGGUUGCCCGUUAUGGACGAUGGAACACUAAACUAUAAUGAUCCAUCGACUCCAAUCAAUGCCGUCGUUUCAUAUCAACCUGGCGAUAGAGAAGAUUUGGUUUCCUGUACGUUGAUCUGGAUCGUCUUGAGGACCAUGAAUUUUAUUGCACCGCAAGAAGACGGCACAGGAAGUACGGUGGGUACUCCACGAGUGUUCGACAGCCCCGCAACGCAAAUCAAAGCCGGGUCCGAUCCGGGUACUCCAGGUGCUAUGCAACCUCGCAUCGCUCGGUGGAAACAACUGCGUCGACAACUCGAAGACUGGUACGACAAUCUUCCAUUCACCUUUCAACCAUAUGCGAUUGCAGCCGCAGGGGCACAACAACCCUCUGACCUUUUGCCCGAUGGCAGACCGCGCUUCGCAAGACUGUUCUUCAGUGUCCCAAUGUGUGCUGCAGCUCUUCAACUUUAUCACUUUGCCCAAAUUCUUCUGCUCUUGAACCAGCCUGUCGAUGAACAAGACGCGAGACACCCAGCGAACAGGCUUCGAAUGUUUCGACAGGUAGCUGAAGAGUCAGAGCAUCACAGCCGCCAGAUUUGCGGCAUCGCGUUGGGGAAACCACCGCCGGCAGUCAGCAGGCAAAUGGUGCACUCGCUCUAUCUGGCGGGAUCGUGCUUUGAGGAGAAAGAGGACCGAACCGUUGUUUUGGAAUUGCUAGACAACAUUGCCAAGGAGACAGGUUGUCCGACUGCGCACCGGAUUAGAGAUUUGAAAGAGCAAUGGCGCUGGGAAGAUGAUGCGGUCAGAGAGAUUGCAUAA
This is a messenger RNA of Cladophialophora bantiana CBS 173.52, 2439 nucleotides long. RefSeq lists its product as uncharacterized. The coding region runs from base 1 to 2439 and encodes 812 amino acids. Lineage: Eukaryota; Fungi; Ascomycota; Eurotiomycetes; Chaetothyriales; Herpotrichiellaceae. The transcript has 5 exons. The record is from RefSeq and is a predicted model, not a curated record. Gene Ontology annotation, biological process: positive regulation of transcription by RNA polymerase II. Gene Ontology annotation, cellular component: nucleus. Gene Ontology annotation, molecular function: zinc ion binding; DNA-binding transcription factor activity, RNA polymerase II-specific; transcription cis-regulatory region binding.